CUCCUCUUUGUUUACAUUCAUAUACAUUUGUCUUUUCUCUCCCAUGAUUAAUGGUGAUUGGGAUCUCUUUUCCAUUAUGCAUAGUUGCAACGCUACCUCCUUAACUCCUUCAUCCGCCAUAUCUGAAACAUCACCUCACAUUCAAACAACUUUUAAAACUUCACCUCACACCCUAACCACCACCACCACGAAUAAGAUUAUAUCACUUCAAAAUCACACACCACACUUUGAUGAUUUUACUUUGUCCUAUGAAAAUAACCCGGACCUUUUUUCUAUGUUGAAAUCAAAUGAUUUUCUACCUCUCGAAAAUGUUAUACCUAAUUCCAAUCCUACCCCCACAAAUCCUAUAAGGAUCCCCACCACCAUUUCUUCCAACACCAAUAUAUCUGCCAUCAUUACCCCUGUCACUACUAACACCACUUUCACGACUCCCACCCUCACCACCACUAUCCCCACCACGACAUCAGCUUCUCCUAUCUUUACUACCAUAGUUAACAUCAACACUAGUAUUAAUGGAACCAAUCAUUAUCCUACCAUUUUGGAUUUUCCAAUAUUUAUCGGGCAACAACAAAUUAAACCAAACAACAACAAUCAAACGAUUUUCCCCGAACCUUCCGCCAACAUUGAAAUCACAACUGCACAUUUUGAUCUUGCAUACAAUCAUCCAUCGGUUCUUCGAGAAAUCCAAAGAAAAUGCAAUCAACUACCAAUUCAAGUACCCCAAACUAGUUUUGGGGUUAUGCCAAAUACACUUUCACGACAUCCAAAUCGAAAAUUUUGGAAAAGGAAGAAUAAUAAUGUGAAGAUAUUGGAGUGUCAUUUGAGUGCCGAAAAAAUCAAAGAAGAUCCGUGGACAUGGAGAAAAUAUGGAGAAAAAAUCAUCAAAGGGUCUUCACAUCCAAGAAGUUAUUACAAAUGUAGCAGUUUCAAUGUUUGUUCGGCAAAAAAAAUUGUAGAAAAAAGCAAAACCAAAGAGAACACUUAUGUUGUGACGUAUAAAGGACAUCACAAUCAUAAAGAGCCAAAACGUAAACAUAAAUUUGACAUUGAUACCUUUCGAAACAACUCAUCAAAGGAAGGAUUAUCCACUGCUAAAAUUGUUGAAUCAUCCUCAAAUGUAAGAAACAUGGAUUCGUCUAAUGUCGUAAUAACACACUUUGAUCAGACUGAGAACAUCAAUACUCAAAUUCUCUCAACUCAAUCAAAAGUCCUAUAUCCAAAAAAUGAACUUACAAAAAAUCACUUGCUUGUUUCCCAAGAAGUUGUAUCAUCUUCUAAUGUUGGAAACUUGAGUUCAUCUAAUGUGAUGAUGUUGCAGUUUGAUGAGCCAAAGAGUAGUGAUGCUCAAGUUUUCACUCGUGAAUCAACAAUUCCUUAUUCACAAAUAAAAUCGAUUGAAAGUUGUGAUGAUGAUGACCAUCAUAUUUUGAUACCAAACAUGAGAGCAAUGUCAGAGGAUAUUUUACUAGACUUCAACCACCUCAACGGUGGUAGGUUUUUCUCUUAGUUGGGUCUAAUCCAUUAUGUUUUCUUGAUUUGAGAUGAUCUAGUUUUAGAUUGUCCUUAAAUAAUAUAUGAUUCAAUGAGUUUUCUAAUGGAUGAAUAAAUUGUAUAAAUAAAUAUUAUUAAUUGAUCCCUUUUCUCUUACCAA
Lathyrus oleraceus (garden pea) is the source of this 1651-nucleotide messenger RNA. RefSeq names its product probable WRKY transcription factor 14. Gene Ontology annotation, molecular function: transcription cis-regulatory region binding; DNA-binding transcription factor activity. Bases 44 to 1507 code for a protein of 487 amino acids. The record is from RefSeq and is a predicted model, not a curated record. The transcript is spliced from 3 exons. Gene Ontology annotation, biological process: regulation of DNA-templated transcription. NCBI's taxonomy places the organism in Eukaryota, Viridiplantae, Streptophyta, Magnoliopsida, Fabales, Fabaceae. Gene Ontology annotation, cellular component: nucleus.